Messenger RNA from Cryptotermes secundus, 6454 nucleotides. Its product is annotated as DNA excision repair protein ERCC-6. Gene Ontology annotation, cellular component: nucleus. NCBI's taxonomy places the organism in Eukaryota, Metazoa, Arthropoda, Insecta, Blattodea, Kalotermitidae. Gene Ontology annotation, biological process: transcription-coupled nucleotide-excision repair. The coding region runs from base 349 to 4842 and encodes 1497 amino acids. Gene Ontology annotation, molecular function: ATP-dependent chromatin remodeler activity; ATP binding. The record is from RefSeq and is a predicted model, not a curated record. The transcript is spliced from 23 exons.
UGCCACGGGCUAGUUGCGUGAAGUGUGCAGUUGUGGUUUAUUGACGGAGUAUUGUAGUAGAUGCUGUGGAAUUCUCAAUUGAACACAAAUGGAAAUUUGACAAAUAAACUCUUAGGGUUUUGAGAAACCUUACCUAAACACAUUGUUCGGAAAUUUGUUUAUAAUUUGCGGCUUUUUAUAUUUAAUGGGAGCUGCAGUUGUGUUGUAUUUCAGUAUGAGGUUACUUUGGAAUUAAUGUGCUAACAAUGAAGCAUAGUUCUUCAUACUUGUAAAGUAGCAUUAUAUCCGUGAAUACGUUUAAUAUAUUCCGAACUCGAUUAGCUUUUUAAACAAUUUAAUUUGCGAGACAUGUCAACUGAUGAGGUGAUUUACACCUACGAUGGUGGAUCAAAAUCCACUUUCCAGAUUAAACUAGAGGAAAGUGGUCAUUGUCAAGAUAUAGUAUGCACUGAAAAUAGUAGACCACUUGAAACUGAAGAGUUAGAUAACUCAGUUCAGGUACAAAUUAGUGAUGGACCUGAAUCUGAACUUGCAAGGAUUUGGAAUAAAUCAAGUCAAGAUACUGACUUGCCUAAGAUGAAAGAAUCCAGAGGACAUACUCAAGAUACUAAGACAGCAACAGCUGAGACUGAAUCUAAAAAUCAUGAAGUUCAAGAGAUAUCAGUUGUGGAUGAUCCUGGUGUAUUUCAGGUGGACCGCACCCAGAUUGAAGAAGUGCAGCUGUCUGACCAAGCUGCGGAACUCCAGGUUCUUGGGUUGUCAGUUUACGACCAGGAUACGCUGGAAAAGGGGAUCCUCCAGCAGGUGGAUCAUGCUUUUGAACAGCUUGAUAAGAAACAGCUAGAGGAACAGAUGAAGACUGUUGCAGAUGAAAUUACAACUUGUAAGCAGGAGCUUAAGAAGUCAGAAAUACUUCUGAAGGCUUUGAAAGUAACAGGAAUUGCAGGUCAAAAGCAAGCUAUAUCGGUACUGAAGAGUGCUGAAACUAGGCAGAAGCAGUUAGCAACACUGAAAGCUCGUUCUGAUGCCUUGCAACUGAAACAUACUCAUAUGGGUGGACUUGUCACUGAAGAUAACAGUUAUGUUACCAAAUCUCCAGAUGCCACAUUAAGGAAAGAGAAGCAACUGCAAGAGAGUGAACGGGAACGUAAGAUAAGACUGGGAGAAAUGACUCCAUUUGGAAGUGUUCUUGAUAACCAGUUGAAAUCUGCUGACAGAUCCCACAGAGAUCUCACAGAGUUCGAGAAGUAUCUACAGAGUCAAGCAGAACUUGAGAAGAUGCAGAAGGGUGGGAUCAAGAAGAAGAAGAAGAAGAAGACGCUGGUAAAUAAUGCUGCAAUUGAAGAAGAGGUAUGUGGAGAAAUGAAUGGCGAGACUGACCAGAAAAAAGGAAAUAAAAGAAAUUCGCCAUUGAAGAAAAGUAUCCUUCUGCCGAAGAAACGACCCAAAAAGGAGAAACUUGGCACACAUUCUAGUAAUAAUUGGUGGGAUCAGAAGAAGAAGCCAGGGAAACUUCUAUCUGAACAGACAGCCCAGGAAGACAGUGAAGGGAGCGAGUACUUGCCUUCAGAGAGUGAGCUGAAAGAUGUUGAAGAGAGCGGUGGUUGUAUAAAGAUAUCGACAAAGAAGAGACAGCUACCAGUGAAACGCAGACAGAGGCAGGGUCAGCAUCAGAAUCCAGAAGAAUGGGGGACAGAUGAUAGUGACUGGGAUUAUUCUGAUGAGGAGACAAGAUGUAAGCGGCGCAGAAGUAGUAAAAAAGAGAUUGAUGACGGUAAUAUUGAAGACUACAAUGAACGAUUGAAGCUAUGGGAGGAGCAGAGAGGGAGGCAAGCUAAGGCAGAGCAAACUGGUGAUCAUGAAAUGGAAGGAGGAUACAAAUUGCCUAGAGAUCUCUGGUCUAAGCUAUACAAUUACCAAAAAGUUGGAGUACAGUGGCUUUGGGAACUGAACCAGCAGAGGUGUGGGGGCAUCAUGGGAGAUGAGAUGGGUCUUGGCAAAACUGUGCAGGUUAUUGCAUUCCUUGCUGGACUGAGCUACAGCAAGCUGUUGUCACGCCAUGGCAACUUCCGAGGGUUGGGACCAAGUCUCAUCAUAUGCCCCACCACAGUGAUGCAUCAGUGGGUGCGUGAAUUCCAUGUGUGGUGGCCACAUUUCCGAGUGGCUGUCCUCCAUGAGUCUGGCUCCUUCAAUGGGAGAAGGGAGUCAUUAAUAUGUCAGAUGAACUCUGUUGGCUGUAUUCUGGUGACAUCAUACGUGGGCGCAGUGCAACAUCAAGAGGCUUUGCUGGCCAGGGAUUGGCAUUAUGUCAUUCUUGAUGAAGGCCAUAAGAUUCGGAAUCCAGAUGCACAGGUGACAUUGGCAGUGAAACAGUUUCGUACACCCCACCGGCUCAUUUUGUCUGGCUCACCAAUGCAGAAUAACUUGAAGGAACUGUGGUCACUAUUUGACUUCAUUUUUCCUGGAAAACUGGGCACUUUACCUGUAUUUCUUGCCCAGAUGGCUGUCCCGAUAACUCAGGGUGGCUAUGCUAAUGCUUCAGAAGUUCAGGUGGCAACAGCAUAUAGAUGUGCUACAGUUCUACGAGACACCAUUGCACCAUACUUACUGCGUCGCAUGAAAGCCGAUGUCAGAUCACAUAUACAUCUCCCACCAAAAAAUGAACAGGUCUUAUUCUGUCGGCUGACAGAAGAACAACGGAGCCUAUACAAAAGCUAUUUGGAUUCCGAUGAAGUUGGAAGAAUUCUUCAGGGUCGAUUCCAGAUUUUUGUGGGGCUAAUUGCUCUUCGCAAAAUAUGCAAUCACCCAGACCUGUAUUCAGGUGGACCAAAAUUGUUUCGUGGGGAUAAAGAAGAAGAUCUGCCAGAGGAGAGCAGGUAUGGAUACUGGCGCCGUGCCGGUAAGAUGUUGGUGAUCCAAUCCCUGCUAAGCAUUUGGCAGAAACAGGGUCACCGAGUGCUGCUUUUCACACAGAGUCGGCAAAUGCUGUGUAUAUUGGAGGCAUUUGUACAGAAGCAGGGAUACAAGUACCUGAGGCUAGACGGUGGGACGGGCGUUGCAUCACGACAGCCCCUUAUCACCAGAUUUAAUGAGGAUCCAUCCUACUUUGUUUUCCUUCUUACAACACGUGUGGGAGGUCUUGGUGUCAACCUGACAGGAGCUGACAGGGUAGUAAUCUAUGACCCAGAUUGGAAUCCAGCCACUGACACACAGGCUCGAGAGAGGGCAUGGCGUAUUGGGCAGCAGAACAAUGUGACUGUGUAUCGACUGGUGACUGCCGGCACAAUAGAAGAAAAGGUGUACCAUCGUCAGAUUUUCAAACAAUUUCUCUGUAAUAAGGUGCUGAAAGACCCACGUCAGCGGCGUUUCUUCAAGUCUAAUGACCUACUUGAAUUGUUUACGCUUGCUGAGAGUGAGCGAACUACAGAAACUGCUGCCGUCUUCGCUGGCACUGGCUCGGAGGUAAAGUUGAAAUCUCACAAAACAAACUCCUGCAAAAAAGAAAAGAAAAUCCACCAGAAGAGCAACAGACAUCGAGAAUCGAAGAUAGUUAAGUUUUCAGCAUCAAAACUGGAGCGCAUGAAACGUCUGGCACACCUGCUCAGUAAACAGAUUGCUAUGAUCAACAAACAAGAACCAGAUACCAGGAUUGAUGCAAACGAUGAAUUUUGUCACCAACCCCAUUCCACAAGUCAAGCCAGUGAUGCGGUUUAUAAAUCCGUUGCAAAUAGGAAUACAGUUGAACUUGAGACAGAGGAUGUGACAGUUGAAGACUUUGUUUCUAGUGUGAAGAAAGCUGUCAGUAAAUCAGAGACUGCUGUGGAGUAUGACCAGAAGUCAUAUGUUGAGUGUGAGAAGUCUCCCCAGCGAGAAGCUGUGAAAGAUCUUGCCCAGAAUAGAAAUAACGUUAUGAAGAACCCAGAAUUGAGAGAGAAGUCAUGUAGUAAAGGAGCAUUUAUGUCCCAUCAGCAUAGGAGGAGACACCAUCCUCACAGUAGAAAACGUGCCUUUAGAGAAAAAAAAGGUGCAUUAUUUGAAGGGGAAAGAGUGUCAUACUUAGUGGGGCAGUGUGAAGCAGAGGAAGCACAUCCCUCAGCUGGAAAUGGAGAACAGAAGUCUGUUCAGGAGGAUGACUAUGUGCUGCGUAAACUCUUCAGAAAAUCCGGUAUCCAGACAGCAAUGAGACAUGACAUGAUCAUGGAAGGAGGGCAUGCAGACUAUGCACUGGUUGAAGGUGAGGCACGGCGAGUAGCGAAGGAGGCUGUACAGGCAUUGAAGGAAUCACGACGGCAAUGUUGGCAGGCAGAUACAGGUGUCCCAUCUUGGACUGGCCAGAGUGGAGCUCUUCGGUCUCAUAACAUUUCACCAACCCAAGCUCGACUUCGGUUUGGAAAGAAAAAGACUGUGACACGUUCUUCUGUCAGUGUUUCUGAGAGUAAAUCCAAAGGAAGCAGGUUGGAUGCAAGUAAUGAGGAACCCAUGACAUCCAGUGAGCUGUUGUCUCGAAUGCAGAUCCGUAACCGGCUAAUGGAGCCUGUGGCAAGACCUGAACCAGACUCUGAAGAGGAAUUAACACAAGGAUAUAACAACAUUCCAGUAUCCUCAUCAGUGUCUGUUCAAGAGGAGCACGCUGAACUUCUUACAGACAUACGGAACUAUGUAGCAUUUGGUGCAUCAGUGGAUGGACGGGCCUCAACUCAAGAGAUUCUUGCUCAGUUUAGUGAACGCCUCCCACCUGGAACUUCCCCCCUCUUCAAGUUUAUGUUAAGUGAGGUGUGUGAGUUCCACCGUAUGCCAAGUGGAGAAGGUGUAUGGAGACUUCGUAGUGAGUUUAGAUGGUAAUUUUUAGCCUACUUUCAUAAAGUAGGCUUAUGCAAUCUCCAUCCUGGCUGUGUAUCCCCUCCCCCAUCAACAUUUGAGUGCCUGAACGAAUUUUCAUGAAACUUGGUAUGUAGCAUAUUCAGCAUGCCAGAUUGUACAUUGAUGCAUGACAGAGGUAAUACAGGAAAUGCUUUUCUUUAAAUCUGAUAGCAGUAGAUCACCAAUAUUUAUCAUUAUUCAUUUUCAUAUUCAUUUUCAGCAUAUUUUUUGUAUAAAGUCUGAAUAAAACAAAAACACCACUGUUAUUUAUUGAAGCAGCCAUCUUAUGAACUCACACCUAUGCUGCAUGCAUUUCGUCUUGAAUUGAGAAAGUUCUAGCUGCUUGUAGAUGAAGAUCGAUAGUUCUGCUCUUUCUUUGGGCUUUUGAAAAUUCCACUGCAUUCUACAGACAUCUGAUGAAGAAAUGAGAAUUUAAUGAAUAAAUUAAAGCAUACUGUUAUAAGGCUGUAAUGGUAAUAUGCACAUCUUGUGAUAUUUUUUAUGAAUAUGUCAACAAUAAAUUUGUAUUUAAAUCAUUCCAAAACCAAAGUGGACAUAUUAAGCUGCCUACCUCUAAGUGUUUCUGAGAAUUAAAACAUUUGUUUGGGAGAAACAGUUGAAUGAAUUCAUGUGUAGUAAAUAUAUAUUUUUACAGCAGUGUUUGUCCAGCGAUUUAGGUCACAUAAUGUUAACAGCAGCAAUUAUUGUCUAUUGUUGACGUAACAUGUGCUUUUGAGGUUUGAAAUGUGGAUGGGUGGUAAUUUAAUAAUAGCUAUAUUUGCAUAUAAUAAUUUAUUUCUGAUCCAAAAAGUGAGGGUUUAAUAAUAAUUUUCUAAUCAAGUGUGUUCUAAAGGAGGAGAGGAAAACCAUUAUAUUGUGACAUGUAAGUGUUUCCAGGAGACUAAUUGGCAGACACGUUUCUAUGGAGAUGUGAUUAAUGGACACAAACCAUUGCUGGGGGUCUAACAAACAUUUCUGUGGAUACAAAAAUGAAAAGGUAAAGACUUGUGGAAACCAGAGCAUUGCUACAAAAUUAACAGGUUUCCAUGGAGGUGGUUUCCUAGGUACCAGCUCAGUACAAAUGCGUUUCCGUGCAAACGGACAUUCAACAAACACUUUCUAGGAUGCGCUAGACUAUAUAAGCAGACAUGCAGAUAAGAAUGGAUUCAUUCAUUUGCGAGUCAGAAUUUGGCAUUUGGCAUUCAUAAACCAAAAGCGAGUGAUUCAUAAAUCAGAACCCAGUCAGUCACAGUACAAGAAAGACAAGAAGAGAAGACAGUCAUAGUCCAGCCAGAAUAGAGCAAGUUUUAGGCAGUCAUAGAUUAUGAUUAAGAGUGAUUGUAGAAGAUGGUACCAUUAAAUCCAAUCAUCCAGUCCAGAACCCAUUGUUAUUAGUCAAGCACAACAAUAAUAUGUGACAGUAUUGUCACAUUUAUUAGUGACUAUAGAUGGGGUUUGGAUUGGUGAAUAGAUUUAUUAACACCUUUUACCAUGACCUCGUACUUACCAGCAAUACAACACUAUCACUGAUUUACACAAUUUACAGUUCACCAUUACACAUGCACUAAGAUUCUCAGUCUUCACUAGUCGUAAC